AUGGGCACUGAUGAGGGGGAGAUGAUGGGCACUGCUAAUCUGAACUGAUGGGCACUAAUAAUGUACACUGAAGGGCACUGUUGAAACCAGGGGCGGACUGACAACUCAUGGGGCCCCCGGGCAAUAUGGGAUCAUGGGGCCACUGUGUCCUUGCCCACACUCAAAGUACACCCAACAAAGCCUAUAAAAAGGUACCAGGGGCAUUUCAUGGGGCCCCCGACUGACCCCGGGCCCUCGGGCAGUGCCCGUGUGUUUGAAUGGUUAGUCCACCCCU
Messenger RNA from Staurois parvus, 274 nucleotides. NCBI's taxonomy places the organism in Eukaryota, Metazoa, Chordata, Amphibia, Anura, Ranidae. The record is from the annotation of a GenBank genome assembly.